AUGAUGUCGAGUGGAGUCAGAUAUUCUGAAAGGAAUGAUCCUAAUUGUUCCGAUACAUUUAACCAAAAAAUACCAGAAUGCGAACCACUGCCAGAUUACCAUUUUUUCUGUCAACUUGCCCAUGGAAGCCCUACCGGGAUUAUACAUGGUUUUACUACAGUCCGUCAGCUCCACACGAAAAUAUCGGAGUGUUUUGAUAUAAAUCCAUCUCAGAUCAUGUAUUGCACACGUAAUACACAUAAAUUAGAUAUGGAUAAAUUAUUAAGUUAUGAAAUUGGUUUAAAUGAUUUUUUAUUUGCACAUAUUAAAGGACAACCAAAAGAGAUUAAAAUACGUAAAACAAGUGAAUCAUUUGGUUUAACAUUAACAGAUAAUGGUUGUGGUGUAGUCAUUAUAAAACGUAUUAAACCUGGAGGUUUUAUGGAUAAAGUAUCUAAAGCAUGUAAUGGUUUAAUACAACCUGGUGAUCAAAUUGAAAAAAUCGAUGAUAUUUCAUUUAAUGGUCGACGUCAUUAUCAUGUAGCAUCUUAUUUACAAAGUAUUCCUAUAACAAAUGUAUUUUGUCUACGAUUAAUUUCACCAGAACGUUGUCCUAUGUAUAUGAUAAGUUCACGUUCAAAAGGUAAAAAUAGUCAUAUUGGAUCAGGCAAACGAACUAUUCGUUUUAAACAAGAUGGAAAUUUAGAAGAAAAUGAGAUUGUAGAUGUUGAAAUUGAAGGAAUUCAAAGAAUUAAUGAAAUACUUGGUGAUAGUCUUGGUUUUGAAGAUAAUGAGCUUGCAUUCUAUCUAUAUAAAUUAGCUAAAUCCUCAUUAAAUCCAAAUGAUUUAGAACACCAUAUGAAUAGAAAUAAUAAAUUAUUUGAAUUUAUAUUACCUAAAACAUUAAUUCAUUUAUUAUGGAAAACAGCUCAUUUCAAUGAAUCUAAUUCAAUGAAUCAUACUAAAUAUAAUGAUCAUUAUCAUUGA
Molecule: messenger RNA, 966 nt
Organism: Schistosoma mattheei
Lineage: Eukaryota; Metazoa; Platyhelminthes; Trematoda; Strigeidida; Schistosomatidae
Source: the annotation of a GenBank genome assembly